UUGAUUAGUUUUUAGCAAAACGCCAAAACGAACGAACACGCUCCAUACUACGCGAGAAAAUAAUAAUCCUAGCAAUAUGAACUGUUUAUCCGCGACCUUCAAGUACCUGCUGUACUUGCUCAAUGUCGUCUUUGUGGCAGGAGGCAUUCUGCUGAUUGUUGUGGGCUCGAUUAUGCUAUCAAGCAUGGGCACCUUUGGCUCCUUCAGUGACUCCAUUAGUACUCAGACAAUUCCUAUUUGUAUAAUAGUGCUUGGCUGUGUCAUCUUUAUUGUUUCCUUCUUUGGCUGCUGCGGCACCAUACGUGAGAAUUCUUGCUGCACCACUAUCUAUGCUGUCUGCAUGUUUAUUCUCUUUGUGUUGCAACUGACUCUCUCAAUCUGGAUCUUUGUGCAAAAUGAUAAAUUUGUUAGCAAAAUGGGUGAACUAGUAGAUACGGCCUGGACUCAGAAUGAUGCCACUAAUGGUUAUCCCAUGGAUGUCUUGCAACUUUCGUUCCAAUGCUGUGGUAAAACUGGAUAUCAAGAUUACGUUACAGUGCCCGCCUCCUGCUGCGGCUAUUCGGAUCGUACUAAGGCCUGCGAUGUCUCUAUUUACAGUCACCGUCCGCCCUGUCGUCAAGAGUUCACCGAUUUCUGGCGCAGCAACACAAGGAUUAUCUCGUGGAGCAGUUUGGUUAUAGCUCUCUUUGAACUCGGCAUCUUCAUUAUAUCCUGCUGCUUGGCCAGUGCUAUGAGAAAGCGUUAAGACUCUCUCCUUCAUUAGUAACAACAUCACAGCCUUUACUAGCCAUAAAUAAACAAAUAGUCCUAAUACAUUUUUUAUACUCUGUUUUGAUGGAUCACAUAAAGUAACUGUUAUGUUAUCGCUCGAGCACUCUUAA
Molecule: messenger RNA, 881 nt
Organism: Drosophila busckii
Lineage: Eukaryota; Metazoa; Arthropoda; Insecta; Diptera; Drosophilidae
Product: 23 kDa integral membrane protein
Exons: 3
Coding region: 77-745 (222 amino acids)
Cellular component (GO): membrane
Source: RefSeq, a predicted model, not a curated record